This is a messenger RNA of Linderina pennispora, 828 nucleotides long. RefSeq lists its product as uncharacterized. The record is from RefSeq and is a predicted model, not a curated record. The transcript has a single exon. NCBI's taxonomy places the organism in Eukaryota, Fungi, Kickxellomycota, Kickxellomycetes, Kickxellales, Kickxellaceae. The coding region runs from base 58 to 738 and encodes 226 amino acids.
GAGUGGAGUGAGGGAAAGAGUGUGGAAAAAAGGUAACUGCCAAUUUAUUUUUGCGCUAUGCUCGUCGCAAGACCACCUGUUGGGGAUAGAGGAGGUGCUUUUGGCAGUAGCAGGGCUAAACAGGGCAGGCACAGUCUUGGGUUGAGACUGGCCACGCGAAAUGGUUCUCACGGUACCUAUCAGCCAAAAAAAGUGCCUGCCUCUCAUACACUAUGUGUGCUCUGUGCGGGCCGGCACGUACAUGAUCAUGGAUCGCACAUAGCACACCAGGCGGGCCAAAAUAUCGAAGGGACGUGGGAAGUGAUUUCAGGAUCCCUUGCCGACAAAUGUGCCGCUGGGAAUCUCGCAUGGCUGUUCUCCCGGACCAGGCCUGCUCCCAGCCAAGCUGCAAUGGCCAGCGGCAGUGUCCAGUCAAAUGGCGAUCGACAUUUGCAAAGAGCAAUGCUCUGGGUUAUCUAUGCUUUUUGCAGCAGCCUGGCCUGUCAGAAAUCAGCAGUCUGUGCCUGCAAAUGGACAGAACGACUGAAUGGAAGGAGGAGAAGCGCCGACCAGUGUGGACAAAUUGGUGGCAAUUAUUUCGGCGUGCCCGUGCAUGGGAACAGCCCGAAAACGAACCAUCCGCGCUUAUCAGUCUCAGAUGCAAAUCGCGCCCGCCAUCCCUCUGCCGAAAAUGCUCUGACCACUUCAUUACACUGGCUGGCAUGGAGCAGAGCAGCUAUCUUCGAGAUUCGUUGCUGAGGCUGCAAUGAGAUGCGAUAAGGCAGCGGUGCGGGACCGCAUUUCAUGCCGCUCUUUUGCACAUAGCGGCGAGUUUGUCGGGCAAACAGG